AUCCGCACAUGCCAAUGCAAAUGGGAAUCUGGAGAACCCGUCAAUUAUUAUGAGUCCUGUAGCUCCCUAGGAGCCAUCGGAAAAUGUCAACCCGAAGUAGCCGGAGUUCAAGGAGGAGGACGCGAAAUCGAUCUGGUGCUUCUUCAGACGUGUUUGAAGACUCGACUGAAAAUGCUGUUGAAAGUACCUCUACAUCGGUUCAGCGCUCAGAAGCUCCAGGAGAUGCCGCAGAACCCAGCGGAAGCAUUGAUCCAAGAUCUGGUUUACGAACGUCAGAAGUGGAGCCAGGAAGCCCUCUAUCAUAUAGUGAUAUGUCCAGCGUGGCAACUGGGGGCGAUGGAUUGAGUUCCGUUCGGCCAGGUGUCAAUGACGAAGCGGCGAUGCGUGCGGUCUUGUCGCAGUCUGGACCACUCGUGGCCACCGAAGGCCUUGUUGGUACGACAGAAACAUCAUCUCUUAGUGGUCCUCAGACGGUUAUUUGGGGCACGGACGUGAAUAUCGCUCGUGUGAUGUCUCAGUUCAAACACUUCUUGUUGACCUUUGUCCCUAGUGCGCCUAUAGAGCAUCUCACCCUAACCACAGGUCGACCCCUGGACCCAGUACGGCCGCUCUAUUUGCAGCUACUCGAAGAUCUGUCCAUCUCUGGUCAAACGCAUCUAGAUAUCGACUGUGAACAUCUUCGACAGGCCCACCCUCAGCUCUACACUCAGUUGAUAACAUUCCCGAAGGAGGUGAUCCCAGCGUGUGAUGCAGCAACAAACGCAUUAUUUUUGGAUCGAUUCCGUGAUGCACAGCUUGAGCGUUCAAUUCAAAUCAGACCAUUCAACUGCGCACAGGCUCGCAAUCUACGCAGUUUGGAUCCAGAUGAUCUUGAUCAACUUGUCAGUGUCUCGGGAUUAGUUAUUCGGUUAUCUUCCCUCAUCCCCGAAAUGAUGCGAGCCGAAUUCAAAUGCGCCGUUUGUGGGGCUAUGACAUCAGUCCCCUGUGAGCGUGGUUGCCUGACGGAACCGGAAGCCUGUUCACGGUGUCAUUCAGCUCAUACAUGCCAGCUUCAGCAUAACCGCUGUUUGUUUGUCGACAAACAAAUGAUAAAACUUCAAGAAUCUCCUGAGAAUAUGCCUGCCAGUCAAACCCCGCACACUGUUUCGCUCUACGCCCACGAAGAUCUGGUAGACAAGGUGAAGCCGGGUGAUCGUGUGAUGGUUACUGGUAUCUAUCGUGCCGUUCCGUUGCGUAUGUCGAAUCGCCAACGUACCUUAAAGGCAGUUUACAAAACAUACGUGGACGUCUUACACUUUGUCAUUGAAAGUGACCAGCUGCAUUCAGACAGAUCAGUCGCCGAUCAUGACGCUUACGUUAAGCAGGGUUCCCUUCGUCAGUUUCGGGAGGAACGGAUACAGGAAUUUCAAACACUUGCUCGAAAGCCAGAUCUGUAUGAGCGGUUGGCGGCUGCUAUCGCACCGACAAUUUACGAAAACGAGGAUGUGAAGAAAGGAAUUUUGCUACAGCUUUUUGGAGGAACUCGGAAAGAUUUUUCUUCCAAAGGUCGUGGAGAGUUUCGCUCGGAGAUCAAUAUUCUCCUCUGUGGUGAUCCUGGAACCUCAAAGUCUCAACUUUUACAAUAUGUCUACCGUCUCACCCCUCGAGGACAAUAUACUUCCGGAAAGGGCAGUUCUGCAGUUGGUCUAACUGCUUUCGUCACAAAAGACCCAGAGACACGGCAGCUCACCUUACAGACGGGUGCUCUGGUCUUGGCGGACAACGGAAUUUGUUGCAUAGAUGAGUUUGACAAGAUGACUGACUCUACACGUUCCGUCCUCCAUGAAGUUAUGGAACAACAAACACUCAGUAUCGCGAAAGCGGGAAUUCUCUGUCAGUUGCAUGCUCGUACCUCCAUUCUGGCCGCAGCGAACCCUGUCGGUUCGAAAUGGGAUCCGAGCAAGACGAUCAUCGAUAACAUUCAGCUCCCGCACACACUACUGUCUCGAUUCGACUUGAUCUUCCUUAUUUUGGAUCCGCAAGAUGAAGUCUUUGACGCGCGGCUGGCACGUCAUCUGGUUGGCUUGUAUUAUCGUGGCUCAUCUACAGGGACAACUGAUGUGACUACAUCAACUACUCGCAGUCAUCGGGGUGCACGUCAGGCAAUUGCUCCAAUGGAGGUAGUUGAUGAUGAGUCAAAUGAUCCGGCCAAUAUCGACAUUGAUUUUCUCAAAGACUACAUCUCAUAUGCGAAGACCAAUUACCAACCAAAGAUGAGUGAAGAAGCCGGUGAAUAUCUUGUUCGUGAAUAUGUGGAGAUGCGCAAGCUCGGCUCUGGUCGCGGUCAGAUCUCCGCCUAUCCACGUCAGCUUGAAUCUCUCGUGCGUCUUGCUGAAGCGCACGCUCGUCUUCGUUUGUCGAACGAAGUGACUGCAGAUGACUGUCGUGAAGCGCGUCGCUUGCAGCGAGAGGCACUCAAGCAAGCCGCUAUUGAUCCAGUCACGGGUACGAUCGAUGUCAACAUCCUAACUACAGGUGUAAGUAGCAGCAUGCGCAAGCGCCGCGAGGAGAUGGCGGCUGCCAUCUGGACGUUGUUGGAAGAACGACCCAGAGUGCUCACGUUUGUUUAUUCUCGUAUUCUCGAGGAACUACGUUCUCGCUCAGAACGAAUGAUUACCCGUGAAGCAUUCGAGGACGGAUUGAACAUGCUCAAAAAUGCUAACAAAAUUGACUGGGCCGGAAACACAAUCCGCAAACGUUAACAAGAUUCCCAGAUAUAGAUUAAAGAUUUUUAUGUACUCCCACAUGUCUGUUAUGUCGUAUUCUUGAUAAAUAUAACGCAUUUUGUGUGGUGAAUUGUUUCCACCGGUUAAUUUAAAUGCCAGUUACGGCUAGGGUAAUGGACAGUGGAAGGCAAGUCUGUACCAGCUCUGUGGAGUGUUU
Messenger RNA from Opisthorchis viverrini, 2922 nucleotides. RefSeq lists its product as hypothetical. Gene Ontology annotation, cellular component: nucleus; MCM complex. The transcript is spliced from 13 exons. Lineage: Eukaryota; Metazoa; Platyhelminthes; Trematoda; Opisthorchiida; Opisthorchiidae. Gene Ontology annotation, molecular function: ATP binding; ATP hydrolysis activity; single-stranded DNA binding. Gene Ontology annotation, biological process: DNA strand elongation involved in DNA replication; double-strand break repair via break-induced replication; mitotic DNA replication initiation. Bases 84 to 2741 code for a protein of 885 amino acids. The record is from RefSeq and is a predicted model, not a curated record.